Messenger RNA from Durusdinium trenchii, 776 nucleotides. The record is from the annotation of a GenBank genome assembly. Lineage: Eukaryota; Dinophyceae; Suessiales; Symbiodiniaceae.
GGGACAAGCAGCGGAACCAUGUGCGACCAUGUGCGUCCGUCCUCAUGUAUACGCAUUGAUGUGUUUACUUCGUGUUAAGAGAGGCUUCUUUUUGUUCACCUGGACAUGAAACCAAACUAUGACUUCAGCUCCAAUAGAACUCCCACAUCCCUUUCUGUCUCCAGUCGCUGAGGUACGUCUUCCGCAUCGACCUACACUCAAGACAAGGCAGGCGAUGAGAGCAGCACCAGCAGUUCCACGGAAGACGGUCCGGAGCCGGAGCAGACUGGCGGAGCGAACGAGGAGGGCUACUGCUCCUGCAGCUCGGAAGGCCCGGGAAGCUCAGGCUUCGGCGGGCAGUCCCUCCUUUGCUCCAGCUCCAGGCACUGCGCUCAAGGUGCCGCCCUUGAAGAUGUCUGGUGUCUUUGGGCCCCGAGGCAUCACUCCCUCCUUUGGGGCCCCGUCGACGAAGAUGACCCUGCAAGGAAAGCAAAGCCCGCGUCGUCUCUUGAGUGCACGAUCCGAGGAAGAUACAGGCACGGCGCGCAAGCUUUCCCAUCGGCUUCAAAACUGCGAGUUUCAUCAGAUGAAUGACAGUACAGACUGCGAGUAUCACAAGUUGGCCUCCAGUGAUUCCGACUCCUGCGCCACGCAGUCGGAGGAGGAAUCGGAAGUGAGGCCGUCAACGUGACGCGCGGACUUGGCGCAGCACAGCUUUUUUACGACAGGAGAUGUGGAGGACGAGAGCAUGGCGAACUGGAGCAGAACACCACCCCGUGACUCGUGGUGUUGUGUGG